GCAAAGUUUAUAUCUUGGAAUCCAUACCUUCUGUGUUUAAUUCCACUUCCCAAACUCUCGCCUCAUUCAGUAUGAAUCGUCAGAUUUUUUACAACGGACCCCUAUCACAAAUUUGCACUGUCCCUUUCCCCCAGACUUUCCCACCUUGCAAUUCCAUAUCUUUAUUUCUAUCUGGCCCCUUGAAUCAUCCCCUGCCUCCAAAACCUCCUACUUCUAAGUACUUUUUCCAUGCAUACUCUCUACAUGACCGUGAUCUUGUAACCCCGCGUGACAGCACCACAUCUCAACAUAAUGAGCGCGGCGAAUGCGUUCCCGUCAACGAUGAGCCUGAGUUCCCUUCAGACUAUCAAAUUGGAGUGCUUGACAGUCCCAUGGCAGAGAACAUUAUCUCACUGCCAAGUGAAGAUACGCUCCAGGGUCUUGGAAGUGACUGCGAAGUGAUGAGCAGCUUCAGCGUUGAUAUUGCUGAUCUGCCCCGCCCAGGUACCUUCUUGCUUGCGCAGAAUCACGACUCAUGUGGAUGUAAGUCGUUAGUGUCGCCGAAGUGCGCUGAUGAUGGGAUAUAUUGCGCCGACGUUGACCCAGCGUCAGAAGCUCCUGAGACACCGCCUUGCACUUCUGAAAGUUCUGGCGGUAAUAGUAUAAGUGACAACGAUGGUGACGGUCUCAUGAGGCAUUUGACUGAACAUGCUACCUUAAGCAGCAUGUGCAUCAAGAGGCCAGCAGUCGCUGCUUUGGACAUGGAUGAGAAUGCAAACGUUAGAGCUGAAGCAUCUGAAGCAUCUAGUUCAUUGCCCACCCCCUGUAGUUCUUGGCGUUAUUCAGCGGCCGAAGAUGAGAGGGAGUUCGGUCUGCUCUUUGCUAAGAGGACUUUGCGGUCACUGCAGAUGCGUUGGUUGAGAACGCAGAAGCUUACAGCUCCUUGGACUAGAUGCUUGAAGCGCAAGAAGUCUUCCCGGCCGUAA
Molecule: messenger RNA, 965 nt
Organism: Aspergillus novofumigatus IBT 16806
Lineage: Eukaryota; Fungi; Ascomycota; Eurotiomycetes; Eurotiales; Aspergillaceae
Exons: 7
Coding region: 72-965 (297 amino acids)
Source: RefSeq, a predicted model, not a curated record